AUGGGCCUAGUAGUCAUUGAGCCCAAUGGUGGCACUGCUAGAAUACUAAGAUAUUGGUUGAAAACACAUAAAGCUGGAACAUUGGAAGUAUUUGCAAAUCUACCAGGUUUUGGAGACAACAUAAAACGGAGUGCAAGAGGUGGAUUUUGGUAUGGAAUUAACUCAAAAAAAGACACAUUUAUGAAAUGGAUACAAUCAUAUCCAUGGAUAGGAAAAGGGUUGGUUAUGCUUCCUUUUGAAAUAACAAAAAUUUACUCAUAUUUAGCUAAGGUGAGUGGGAGUAGUGGAAUGGCAAUAAGGCUUAGUAAUGAAGGUGAUGUGUUGGAAAUCGUUGAAGAUAGUAGAAGUGGAAAUAGAAUGUCUAUUAGUGAUGCUGAGGAAAGAGAUGGAGUAUUAUGGGUGGGAUCAGUUGAUACACCUUUUGCUAUUAAGUAUAAUAUUCUUGUGGCACAAGAAUAA
Molecule: messenger RNA, 459 nt
Organism: Vicia faba (fava bean)
Lineage: Eukaryota; Viridiplantae; Streptophyta; Magnoliopsida; Fabales; Fabaceae
Source: the annotation of a GenBank genome assembly